Molecule: messenger RNA, 5283 nt
Organism: Pelobates fuscus (common spadefoot toad)
Lineage: Eukaryota; Metazoa; Chordata; Amphibia; Anura; Pelobatidae
Product: complement C4-like
Exons: 41
Coding region: 45-5150 (1701 amino acids)
Biological process (GO): complement activation
Cellular component (GO): extracellular region
Molecular function (GO): protein binding; endopeptidase inhibitor activity
Source: RefSeq, a predicted model, not a curated record
UCACUCUCAAAGCCAGUCUGCCAUUCCUCCUUCUCUCUACAGGGAUGGCGAGACCCCUUCUCCUGUGCUGCCUUGUGUGGGCAGCCAUAUUUUCCAUGACAGCAGGACAAUCACCCAACUUCCUGGUUGUGGCCCCCCGAUUGAUGCAUGUGGGGGUUGAAGAAACAGUCUGGGUGCAGCUUGAGUGGCCACCAGGAUCAAAGCAAUCCCCUGGUGAUGUCAAAGUUGAGAUCUUCCUCCGGAAUCAGAUUACUACACAGAGUUGUUCAAAAAAUGAGAUCAUCAUGCUGAACAACCGGAAUGAUUUCACAGCUUCAAAAACCCUGCAGCUCACCCCUCAGCUGCUGAAUACCUGCCAGUUGGACAAAAUGAAGAGUGACAGAUAUGUGCAGUUGGUUGCAAAAAUGGAAACUGUAUUUGGAAAAGAUGCAAAAGUGGUCAACAUCCCAGUGUCCUAUAAAAGAGGAUAUAUAUUUAUACAGACAGACAAAAGUAUCUAUACUCCAAAACAAAAAGUACAAGCUAGACUGUACACUUUAGAUCAUAUGAUGAGACCGACGGAGGAACUCGUCACUGUUGCAAUCACUAAUGCACAAGGUAUGAAAGUGAGGGGGAUCUCACUUCUUUCCAAGGGAGCAGUUGUGACGCUAUCUGCUCUUGAGAUUCCAGAUAUUGCAAAGUCUGGUGUCUGGAGAAUCUCUGCCUAUUUCAGCUCUGCCCCAGAAUCAAAUUUUACAGCUGAAUUUGAAGUGAAGAAGUACGUUCUCCCUAAUUUUGAAGUGAAGAUAAUUCCAGACAAGCCUUAUUUCCUGAUAUCCAGAAAUGAUUUUACUUUCACUGUGCAGGCCAGGUACGUUUAUGGGGAAAAUGUAAUUGGCACGGCCUAUGCACGUAUAGGCAUUAUAAAUAAAGAGGGACAGCGAACCAUGCUGACCGGUCUGGAGCAGCAAGUAAAGUUGAAAGAAGGAGAUGCGGUGAUGAAGAUAAAUAUGCCGGAAAUUGUAGCAAAAUCAAAGGAGCUCAAAGUGGCUUUAGAGGGUUAUACGCUAUACAUUGCAGCCAGUGUGGUAGAGUCAGCUUCCGGCAUUUUUGAAGAGAAGGAGCUCACCUCAGUUAAGAUUGUGACUUCUCCUUACAAGAUAAAUCUAUCCAAAACUAAAAGAUAUUUCACCCCUGGGAGCCCAACGCCAAUUGUGGUAGAGGUGUCUAACGUGGACGGUUCCUCUACAGGCGUUGUAAAUAUUGAAAUCUCUCAGCCAAAAGGUGAAAAGCAGAAGCUUAGAUCAGACAGCAGUGGAGUUUUGUCAUUUAAUAUAAACACAAGUGAUAAAGAUAAAACCUUGGAUAUUGAGGUUGCUGUAGUCGAUAAUCAGAAUUCUGCAGUUGAAAAAUUAAGCCUCAUUGCCUUUUCUUCUAAAAGUAACAGUUUUCUUCACAUGAGUGUUCCGUAUCAGGUUGUGAGCCCCGGGGAGGCGGUCAUGGUCUCAGUAUCGUUAGUCACAGCAAACCCCGAAAAUGUGAAGAAAAUACAUUACAUGGUACUGAACAAGGGUCAGAUUCUCUUCCUAAAGUCUAUGGCCAGAACUAACCUUAUGACUAUACAGAUCCCUGUGACCCCUUCCAUGAUUCCCUCCUUCCGUGUCAUUGCCUAUUAUUACCAGAGUUCUGAUAUCAUCGCCAACUCAGUUUGGGUGGACGUGACUGACGUUUGUGAGGGCAAGUUGGUGAUAAGAAAUAACGAAAAACGCGAGAUUCAGCCACGGGGACCCAUCAAACUGGAAGUGGAAACAGAUGAUGCCACCACAGUGGGUUUAGCCGCCGUAGAUACAGCCGUAUACGUUCUGAAUUCCAAGAACAAGUUGACACUAGACAAGAUGUUCAAAGCUAUGAAUGGUUAUGACUUGGGCUGCUCUCCAGGGGGAGGCAAGGAUUACAGCCAUGUGUUCACAGAUGCUGGACUGGCAUUCGUUUCCUCUGCUGGAUACAGUAACUUACAGGAUUAUGGAUGCAGAGUUCCAAAUCGUAAGAAAAGAUCAGAUGAAGCCAGUAAACUUGCACAGCAAAAAGUUCGCUCCUAUCCCACUGGGGAGCAGACUUGCUGUAAAGAUGGGAUGUCUCUUCUACCUAAAGGCAUGGCACGGGAUUGUAACAAGCGUGCUAGUCGUGUGCCAUCUCCUGCUUGCCGGAAUGCAUUCCUUAAUUGUUGUCUGUAUGCAGAGGAUCUACGCAAAACGUACAAACGUAAACCAUCUGGGGUUGCAAGAACUCAGGAAAAUGAAGGGGAUUUGGAUUUUGCUGAUGAAUCAUCCGUUCAGGUUCGUUCGGCUUUCCCUGAGAGCUGGCUAUGGAGGACGAUCACAGUGAACAAGAAGCACAGGGAAACCGUUUAUGUUCCGGACUCGAUCACGACAUGGGAGAUACAGGCUGUAGGCAUGUCUAAAGGAAAAGGUUUCUGUAUUGCUGAACCCAUCAAAGUAAGAGUGUUUCAGAGAUUUCACAUUCACAUGAGAGUGCCUUUCUCCAUAAAGAGAUUUGAACAACUUGAGCUCAGACCGGUUUUAUAUAAUUACGAUGAUAAGGAAAUAAAGGUGAAAGUUUACAUGGAGAAGGAAGACACGAUCUGCACACCUAGUCUCUAUGAAGAAGGUUCAGGAGGACAGAUUGUGACAGUGCCUGGAAACUCUGCCGUUUCUGUCCCAUUCACUGUAGUGCCCCUGGGAAAAUCCAACACCGUAAUUUCAGUGAUCGCCUUAGCAGGAAAUGGUGUCUCCGAUGGUGUGAAGAAGACACUACAGAUUGUGAGAGAAGGUGUCUCUGUUGUUGAAGAGAAAACUUAUCUCAUGGAUCCUAAAAACCCCGCUAGACGUUCUAUCUCAAUAGACGAACCUUUGCCUACAAACAUGAUCCCAGAUGAUACAUUCCGUUCCACCAUCAGAGUAACCAUUGACUCGGCUAUGAACACAAUAAACAACAGCCUUGACAUUGAAGGGAUAAGUCGCUUAAUCCGCGUCCCGAGGGGCUGCGCUGAACAAACCAUGAUUUUAACCGCACCAGGGGUGUAUGCACUCCGUUACCUGGAUCACACUGAGAAAUGGACAUUACUGUCACCUGAUCGUAAAGACCAAGGUCUGGCUGUUAUGAACCAAGGAAUAACAAGGGUAUUAGAGUUUAAGAAACCCGAUGGAUCUUAUGGAGCGUGGACGCACCGAGCUAGCAGCACUUGGCUUACUGCCUUCAUUGUAAAAGUGAUGUCGCUCAGCCGCAAGUACAUAGACAUUGAUGUGAAUGAACUACGCUUGUCUACGGACUAUCUAUGUACUAAGCAGAGAGACACCGGGGCCUUUGAAGAAAUCAUGCCAGUGAUUCACCAAGACAUGCAAGGUGGCGUUAGUGGUACCAAUGCUGAGGUGUCUCUCACAGCUUACGUUACUGUAUCUCUUUACCAUUCCUUGAGUGCUCUCUCUGACAGCACAAACGUAAAGACCAGUAUAAAUAAAGCGAUAGAAUACCUACGUACCAAACUGAAAUCCUUGACGGAACCAUAUCCCAUCGCUACCACUGCGUAUGCGCUCGCACUGACCUCUCAUGAUUCCGUUUUGAGAGACGAGGCCUACAUGAUCCUCAUGUCUCACCAACAAGGAGAUCCCAAGAAGAAUGAUAUGUAUUUUGGACCGAAAACUAGUGCCCUCGCUGUAGAGACCACGGCCUAUGCUCUGCUGACUGCUCUACUCCGUAAAGAUAUGCCCUCUGCCCAUAGGAUGUAUACCUGGCUAACAGAACAGCAGAAUUAUGGUGGGGGCUUCAAGUCAACCCAGGACACCGUGAUGGCCCUUGAAGCUCUCUCCGAAUACUGGAUUGUCACUAGCAGCGAAAAUGAGAAUUUUAUAGACGUGGAAAUAAACUCAUUAGAACGACAGGAUCGUAGGCAGAAAUUCCAUCUGCGGAAUGAGGACAGCAUUGAGGAAGAGAUGAAGUCAUUCGGAAAAAGCUUUGAAAUAAAAGUUACUGGCAAGGGAAAAGCAACUGUAACAGUGCUGAAGUCAUACAAUGCCAUGCAGACAGAGACAUCGACCUGUUCAAAACUGGGACUCGAGGUGACAUUGCAGGAAGUGGAUGGUAAUGCAGUGUUUGAAAGUACAGAGGACUAUGAAUAUGAGGACUAUGGGGAGCAGUUGGCGGAUGAGCCCAGGGAUAACAUCGAUUGGCAGGACAAGCGAACUAGAGCUCAGAGAGACCUCGCUUGGCACGACAUGCGUACAAGAGCACGGAGAGAGGCGUCUCAACCAAAAGCCAAUGACCCAAAGGUGUCCUACAAAGUGUGUUUGUGGAAAAAGCCAGACGCACAUGUUUCUGGAAUGGCUGUUGUUGAUAUUACAAUGCUAAGUGGUUUUGAACCCAACACACAGGAUCUAGAUAUGCUGAAAGGAAGCAACGAACGCUACAUCAGUCACUAUGAAAGCCACCCCGGGAGAGUUGUCCUGUAUUUUGACAAUGUCCCAGAUACUGUGGAAGACUGUGUGGUUUUUGAAGCCAUUCAGAAAGUUCGAAUUUCCCUCCUCCAGCCUUCGUCUGCCGUUGCUUAUGAUUUCUAUGAGCCAGAGACCCGAUGCACAGCUUUUUAUGCAGCACCCAAUAAACCACAAUUCAUUAGCACUCUAUGCACAGGGGAAGUUUGUCAGUGUGCAGAGGGUUCAUGCCCUGAAAAACGGUUUAUCCUGAUCAAGCGUGAAGAUAAAGUCCUAACGCUAACGGGUCGACAAAACUUUGCCUGCUAUGAUCCCAUAGUUAAGAAUGGUUACCGUGUGAAGGUGGAGGCCGUUACAGAAGAAGACGCGUUUAUAGUCUACAAAGCUAGGAUUGCGGAUGUUCUACAAAUCACCGGAGAUGAGGACAUUAAACCUGGUAGUAUUCGGUUAUUCUAUCAACGCAAAUCAUGCAAAAUGCGUUUGACGGAAGCAGACUAUCUGAUAAUGGGAAGAGAUGGAGAGACCAAGGACUCCGAGGGAAGAAUGCGAUACUUUCUGGAUAGCAAUUCUUGGGUAGAGGAGUUGCCCGGCCCACAAGUAUGCUCUGCAACCCGUUUCCGGAACCAAUGCUUAGAUUUGACAAGCUUUAUGGAGACCUAUAAAUCCAAUGGUUGCCAGGUGUAACCUGAACCUGUUUAUUGACAAAAAUCUGUUUAAAAUUCGAUUUAAAAAAAAUGCUGCUCCCAGUAUUCCAUCUGUACACAUCCACUGCUUGCGUUUUAUUUCUAUUAGUAUAAUAAACACACUGUGAAACUCA